AUGAAGAUAGUUUCUCCACCACCGAUAGUCCACGCUCCGCCGGUAGCUCUGCCGCCCCCGACCGCUGCGUCGUCUCCGCCGGCCUCGCACUGCUCCGCGCCACGCACUAUCGUCAUCCAGCGACCGGACGCGCGACACGGCUUCGGCUUCACACUAAGACACCUUGUUGUAUACCCACCGGAGUCGUUGCAGGAGCUAUACGAAGAUGCGCGCCACCUGGCCGUCGGAGCAGUGGGCGCGCCGAUGGACACGAUCUUCGUAAGGUCGGUGCGGCCGGGCGGGCCGGCGGCGGCGGCGGGGCUGCGCGCCGGCGACCGCGUGCUGGCCGUCAACGGCGAGCCCGUCGCCUGCGGGCGGGCGCGCGCGCCCUACGCGCGGGUGGUGCAGCUGGCGCAGAGGGAGCCGCGCACGCUGCGGCUCACCGUCGUGCCGAGGGACCACGACUUGUUGCAGAGGUAUUUCAGUGAAGCAGCGUACAACCCAGAAACAAACCAACGGCAGAUCGACAUGCCGGCGGUAACAGAGCACGAGUCGCGGCUGUUCGACGCGUACCGGCGGCCGCGGCUGCCCGCGCUGCCCGCGCCGCAGGCGCCGCGCCUCGAGGACCCGGAGUACGCGACCGUAGCGCCGCGACUACCCACCACACCCCACUAUCUACUACAUGAUGGCAGAAGAGAAUCUGAUACGUCUCUACCGUCAUCAGCAGCGGAGAGCAAAGACAGUCUCGGUUCUUUUGAUUCAAAUUCGACACUGACAGGCCGAGAGCUGGACGACUCGAUAAUUCUCUCCCGAAUACGAAAGAGUCUCGAGCAGAAGGAAGCCUUCCUCAGACGCCCGAGCCAACCCACCGGGUGGGUCACCCCGGACGCCCCACCGCCGAUUAAGCAGAAGGAGUUUUAUGCUAGACCACAGAAGUUACAGAAGCCAGCCUGGCCUCCACCGCCUUCUUCCCCACCGCUAGCAGCCUCCCCACCACCCCUCCUCCAGCCACAAAACCAAGAACAGAGGAAAGAUGAGUGCGCCACAAGCGUAGACAGUGGUACUUACAGUGGCUACGGUGAAGUAAACGGAACGCAUAAUGAUAAAAACAGAUUAAAACAAGAUAAAAGCCAAUUUGUGGCAACGUUAUCGAAGAUACAUGAAACUUCGCCAAAUGCUCAAACCACGAACGUCGGAAACUUAAGCAACGGAUCGUCUAUUGAGUUCAGAGAAGAAAGCGCUUCAUCGAGUAAUCAAGAUAAUAGAUACCCAGUACCUGAGCUCCAGUUAGUCACUGCGCGAACGAGACAGCUAGAAGAAGCGCGAGAUGUGGGAGAGAGACGGACGGAGGUCGCUAGAAGUGAACUCGCCCGACUGUCCACCACGAGGUUGGAGCCAAGUGUAGCUUUGAGGAGGAGGGAAUUCGAAACCAGGACUGUGAGAAGAGAAGCCAGAUCCCUAGAUGUGCAGCCUCAGCAAGAUAUAGAGCAAGGAUCGCCACUCCUUGGUGGGAGCCUAUCAGGAAACCAGUUAGUGAUCACCGGCAGCAAACACCUCCAUUGCCCCCCUCCAGAAGGAUACGUGGCCGAAACAGAAAAGGUUCAAAUGCGAACAAGGUCGAAUAGUACCGGUAGUGAAGGAUUAUCCAUUAGAAGACAUCAUGCCACAGAUGGCAGUCACUCGAAGAGACGCAUGGGGCUGAACAGAGAACAGAUGGAGGCGAUGAACCGCGUGUCGCUGCCGGGCGACGGCCCGCGCCGCCCCACGCAGCUGAGCCUGGCGCCGCCCCCGGCCUCCACGUCGGCCUCGGCCACGCCCACGCCCACCACGCCCACCACGCCCGCCGACUCAGGGUUCGCUGACGAUUUGGUGACAAGACGACAGAAAAAAGACGCACAAUUGGGAGAAGAGGAACGUGCAAUGCGCAGGGUUUCUUAUCUGAAAGCAACUUGGGGCGAUCGACUACAUUUGGACAGCGACGUCGAACCCGACGCAGACCAUCACGCUCUCAGAGGUGUUUACCGAAAAUGGCGCCCUCCACGUUUCACUGAAGACAUAACUCCACUGCUGCGAAUAUUCGACCCCUACGCCACUCUACCCGUUCGCCCGGAGAAGAAAGGUGAAGAGGCCGCUGAGAGCACAGAAGCGUUAGAAGCAGAUGUACAAGGCAACGUGCAGAUCAAAAUGGUUGUCAGUAAUGGAAAGCGGGCGAGCGACAGAUCAUGGAAGCAAGUAUGGGCCGUUCUACAGGGCACUAAACUCUACCUGUACAGGCAUCAUCCCACUCAGAGCCCCGGCGCCGUGAGCGGCACCACGGCGAGCGCGGAAAGCGGCUCGCGUGACGCGCUCGACGUGCGCUACUCGCUGGCCGCGCUCGCAGACGACUACACCAAGCGCAAGCACGUCGUUAGAGUCACCACUGCCGCGGGAGCUGAGCUAUUGUUGCAGGCGGAAGGUGCCGCAGACGCCCAGCGCUGGCUAGCCGCGCUCCGGCGACACUCGGCCGAGCCGCCGCCCGGCGAGCCGGCGCCCGCCCUGCCGCCCGCGCCCGCCUCCGCGCCGCCCGCUACAACCACCGCGCCCGCGGAAUGCCCCUCGCCGCUACCGCCGCAGCGUACGAAAAAGAUCGGCAGGAACAGGUCGCCUACCGGUCCCCCAACACCAACGCUGCCCUCGUCCCCCAAGAACAAGACGUGGAAGGGUCGCGUGGCGAAGCAGCUGCGGCGCAUGCACGGCGGCGCGGGCAGCGCGGCGCCCGCCGUCGUCGGCUGGCUCGGCGCGCCGCUCGAGCGCUGCCCCGCGGACGCGGACCACCCCUCCGUGCCCAAGGCCGUCACGCUGCCCGCUCAGGCCGUUGAGGCGUACGGGCUGCGCACGGUGGGCGUGUACCGCGUGCCCGGCAACGCGGCGGGCGUGGCGGCGCUGGCGGCGGCGCUGGACCGCGGGGAGCCGCCGCCCGCCGGCGACGCGCGCUGGGCCGACGUGCACGUGGCCUCCUCGCUGCUCAAGGCCUACCUGCGCCGCCUGCCCGACCCCAUCCUCACCAAGCAGCUCUACCCCGCCUUCAUCGCGGCCGAUCGUUCACCUGAGAGAGCACGUGAACUGCGCAGGCUCGUCCACGCUCUGCCCCCCGCUCACUACGAAACACUGAAGUACCUGAUCCAACAUUUACGCAAAGUAGUCGCACAUUCCGCUUUCAACAAGAUGGAGGCUCGCAACUUGGCGAUCGUGUUCGGGCCGACGUUGGUGCGCGCCGCCAGCGACGACAUGCUCGCGAUGGUCAACGACAUGUCCAGCCAGUGCCGCAUCAUCGAGUCCUUCCUAACACACUACGAGUGGUACUUCGAGGAGGAGGAGGGCUCGCCGCCCGCGGAGCCGCCGCCCGCCGCCGACCAGCUGUCGCCCGCGCCCGCGCCCUCGCGCGACCUGCUCAUACACAACGUCAAGAAGAUUGAAGGCAAAGACGUGUCGACCCGCGACAUCGUGUCGUCGAUAAUCUCGGCAGCCAACCGCAAGAUGCAGCGCAAGCCGCGCAAGAGCGACAAGAAGUGGGAGGACAAGUCGCCGCCGCGCUCGCCGCUCGCCUCGCCGCCCGCCGCGCUCGCGCACUACGAAAUUUUGCCCUAAAAUAUUUGUUUGUUUUCCAGAAUCGAUAUGGACACGCUCGGACGCAGUCGGCAGGAGAUCUCGCGGCACACGCUUAACAACUUCUCCAUAGAUGGAACCGGAGACUUGGUGUCCUCUCUCACGAGCACGUUCGACCAGAAGCUGCGCACGCUGAACAACUCGUCGCCGCUGGACGACGGCAGCAUCCCGUACGCCGACGAGUGCCCCGACGAGCGCGACGAGCGUGACGAGCGCGACGAACGCGACGAGCGCGACGAGGGCAAGUCCGGCGGCAGCUCGCCGUCCGCCGGCUCCGGGCGCGGCGCGCGCUCCGACGAGCUGAAGGCGGCCUGGCUGCGCUCCGCCUCCUCCUCCUCCGACGAGCCCGACGCGCGCGCCUGGCCGCCGCGCGCGCCCGCCGCCUCGCCGCCGCCCGCCGACGACUCCGAGAAGGAGAACCGCGCCGCGCCCGAGAAGCCGGGCCGCGACGACGAGAAGGACGUCGACACGCGGUCGCAGGCGUCCAGCGGCGACGCGCUGCCCGACAACGACAAGGGCAUCGAGCGCUUCCCGAACUACGGCGCACAGCGGCCCGGCGACGGGGCCGAGCGCGCCAAGCUCGAGCGCUCCGGCUCGCUGAACCGCGACCGCGUGCUGCGCUCCGAGUCGCUCAACUGCCGCGCCGAGCGGCCGCAGCGCUCCGAGUCGCUCAGCAAGGGCGAGCGGCCGAGCAAGCUGGAGAAGGGCGAGUGGAACGUGGUGCGGCGGCGCGAGGCGGGCGCCUGGCGCUCCACCAAGCUGAAGCGCAAGAACGGCAUGCCGGAGCGCGGCAUCAAGCGGCGCCACACGGUGGGCGGCACCAAGGACUUCGACAAGGACGGCUGGGCGGCGCGCCACACGCGCACGUCGUCGCCCGACCUGUCGGCCGCCUGGCGCGCGCCGCUCGUGCCGCCGCCGCGCGCGCCGCUCGAGUCGCACGUCUGAGCGACCGCGUCGCUUCGCUCGAUUCUUUUGACUGAGUAGAUUAAGUCGCAAAUUUAUAAAUGUAAACUAACGAUUAGAAAAA
Molecule: messenger RNA, 4651 nt
Organism: Melitaea cinxia (Glanville fritillary)
Lineage: Eukaryota; Metazoa; Arthropoda; Insecta; Lepidoptera; Nymphalidae
Gene: RhoGAP19D
Product: rho GTPase-activating protein 23
Exons: 23
Biological process (GO): signal transduction
Molecular function (GO): protein binding
Source: RefSeq, a predicted model, not a curated record